Molecule: messenger RNA, 3015 nt
Organism: Linum trigynum
Lineage: Eukaryota; Viridiplantae; Streptophyta; Magnoliopsida; Malpighiales; Linaceae
Source: the annotation of a GenBank genome assembly
CCUUGAACUAUAGUUCGGACGGCCAAAUUACAACCUACCAAAGGUGCUAAUAUGUAUUAAGAGGUUUGCCCUAAUUCAACCUAAGUAGGUGAUACAAUUAGCCCAAGAAUUCCAACUUUUACAAGCCUCUUAACAAGAAGGGGAUUUCCCUCUACCUAUGUCAAAAUGGCAUAAGAAUUGGAAAUGCAAGAACACACACAAUCUUCAUGAAAAUACUUCAUAUCUUGUAUUAAAAUACAACCACACACAAGUCAUUCAAUCCAUACAAACAUUCACAUAAUUGUAGCUAGGGUUUACAAACACCCAAGUGAAAGAAAGGUCUACUCCAUGCUAAGUAGAUGGAACACACAAGGGAGAAGAGAGAAAACCAUCUUGGAGAUGUUUGUCUUCUUCCUUAUGGUGUGGAGAUCAACCUUGGAGGAAGAAAUUCCUAAAACCUAGCUCUUGGAUGAAACCCAAACUUCUCUUCUCCUCUUGUUCGUCACUUUCUCACUUUAGAAAUCUGAAGAAGAAGAAGUCUCUCUCACAAGGUUCCUCCUUUUUCUCUUUCAGCUCAGCCCCCUUUAUAUACCCAGAUCAACGGCGUUUCACGGUCCCAAUUCACGGUCGUGACCAUCUGGCUCGGGUCGUGUUGUUGAGCAAAGACGCGUUGUUUCAUUAAGGUGCUUCACGGUCUGGAGUGUGUCUUCACGGUGUGCGUUGAGAUGGACAAAACCCUUCUAAACUCAUCUCUCUUCACAGUCUAUGCCUCUUCUUCAUGGUCUGGAUGACCGUGAACUGCUGGCCUCCACCGUGAACUGCUGAUGUUGCUCCCUUUUGACCAGUUUCCGCCUCUUUUAAUCCAACUUUUGUUCCAUUGGUUGAUUUCACCUACUAAGAUUUGAAACAUACUAAAAACAACCACAACCUAGCGUAAAACCGAACCUCACGGAGUAAAAGUACCUCAAGCGUCUAAGGAUAAAGGGGGUAAAAAGUGUACAAAUAGACAUGAAUCAAUUGGUUGGGUGCUUAUAAGCUAGGCGCUCCUAUGUUCGUCCGGAGAUAGGGGAACCAUGAUAUUGAAACGCGCCUCAUCGCCAAGCGCCCAAUCUGUCGCAACCUCGCCUCCACUUUCAAAGAAGAAAUUGGUACGCUCCUUCAUAAAGAAGAACCCCCGGAACCAACUCCUCCCCAACUUGGGGCAUUUUCUCACAAAGUUUGGAAUUCCCUUGCACUUUUGAAGGGACGGGAAAUUGUCAAGAAGCACCACAUUAAAAAAAUGUCGGAAUAAGUUGAACGUCGGAUUCACGUUGUGCAUCCUACACUUCAACUUGAAGAGAAUAAAUACUAAAAUGACUAAAGGCGACAGGCGCCCAAUCGUGCAAUCACAAGACACCAGCACCCUUUCCCAAUAUGAGUUCUACCGGAAAUAGCAAUCCAAAGCGAAAGUACUCCAGAUAAAUUCCGAGUCAUUUUGGCCUACAUAAUCUGAUCCUCGGGAUAGGGGAGGCGGGCGCAUAGCACUGGAACCGAGGCAGCUGCAGACUGAUUAUAAGGUUCUCCAUCCACGCCGCCAACAUUGUUAACUGAAGUUCUGGACCGACCACGUUAGCAGGUAUUUCGGAGGUGUCAAUAUGCACAUAGUCCAAGGGCCAGAUGUUCUACCAUGUAGUAAUCUUAUACGAUCCAUCUUCGGGCACAUAUGAAGGAGUCGACGAAGGCUGAGGCGUCCCCACUAGAGCAUGCAGGCGCACACACCUCAAAAGCUAAGGAAAUUCAAAGAAAAUUUGUGCCAAACACAAGUUUGAAAGGGGUGCUUACCAGGAUUGGCGGGGUGCCUUGUUCAUUGCUGGAGCUGGCACAUGCGACAUCGUCUCGAGGCGCACACAUAAUGACGACAAUGGACAAGUAGCGAGAGGGAAAACGAGGUGGCGCAAGGCGAGCGUUAGAGAGAAGUUAGAGAGAAGAAGGGUUUUAGGGAGAGUAGAAGAGAAAUGAGUUGGAAGAGAGGUAUUUAUAAGAAAGAUAAAGGGACAUGCCUCGAGAUUUGAGCCCAUCGCAACGUGGCGUGAGCACGACCUAGCGUUUGAAAUUCAAAUUGUCGGUCGUAAGGGGCCAGGGAGGCGCAUAUUUCGUAACGGGCGAACAUCUACCAUAUCAAAUCACGGUCUGGCGCCUAGAGAAGAUUAGUCAACAUGAGAAAAUUAAAUAUUGAGCGCGUUGGGCGCCUACCAUUAGGCGCAUUAUCUCAAUGGCUAUUUACAAGUCAUAAAGAGGAUGUCUUGUAACAGACAAACGCCUAAAUUAAAUAUUAAGCAUGUUUGGCGCCUAUCAUUGAGCUCAUAAAGGGGGUGUAUCUUGUAAUAGAUAGACGCCUAUUGUAGACGAGUCAUCGAGUGACCAUCGAUCAUUGCAGUAGUGGGGGCCCGUCAAUGUGUCGAGUUUUACCACAAAAGGGUGCCUUCCGUAAAGGGCUGGUAGAGUUGGGUCGUGAAUUGACCUGGAGUGGGCCCUUGCUACGGGCAGAUCAAGACUCUAGGGGCAUUUAACGAGCGCUUAUUCUAAAAAAGGGUUAACGCGAGCGAUCGACAAGAGUGGAGCAUCGAGCGGGCGCCAUGUUAAGCAAAAUUAUGGGAAAAAUCAAUCAGAGAGGAAGCCCAGAGGCCGUGAAAAGGAAAGCAAACACACCACUGAGGGGGUCAGUUAGGCACUCAAGACACCAGGUGUUGAGUGCCGAACUGGAGGGCAAUGGUUGGGGAUAUUACAAAAUACCAGGCACAAGUAAAUGUCCAAUAACUUAUUGAGAGAUAUCACCUAAGAGAAAUCCCGAAAGCAAGCCCAGUAGGCGGGUUGGGCCCAAAGGGUCAAGCUGAGCAACAAGGGGAGACACAUAGUGACAAGAAUCACUAGAUGCCAAGGUAGUACGGAUUGUUGAUUGUCCCCCACCAGGCGCCUGGCGUCUGUCAGAAAGACUGUGAUGAUUGUCGGGGCGCCUAGCCAGGUGGAGGUACAGAGUAUUAAAUGCAAUGUUGACGU